This is a messenger RNA of Uranotaenia lowii, 1801 nucleotides long. RefSeq lists its product as uncharacterized. NCBI's taxonomy places the organism in Eukaryota, Metazoa, Arthropoda, Insecta, Diptera, Culicidae. The transcript has 3 exons. The coding region runs from base 673 to 1269 and encodes 198 amino acids. The record is from RefSeq and is a predicted model, not a curated record.
GGUGCCAGUCGCUUGCUAGCGUUCAUUCCAAUCAGACCGAGGUUCUCGUGGCGCCCCGGAUGUUGUCGUAAGCGCAUUUCUGAUGUUCGGGAACAGUUGGUUCGAUGUCGUAAAUUGGCAUUCGGGAUGUUUGAUAUCAGGCGUCGCGCAUGUUUUUUUUCGGUUGCGUUUUCCCGUUGCUGCAACCCUCGACGUUUUUUCUGUUCUGGCGACAAGGCAACGUCGGCGACGCGUAAAUAAAAAAAAUCAACCCUCUCUAGUCAUGUCUGCCCGCGUUUGCUGCAAUCAUAGGGCCAUCUUGUGAUACUUCUUCCUUCGCAAGAAACGAUUCGAUUCGAGAAUCGAAAAUUUCAAUAUUUGUGCUAAAUAGUGCCUUAGUGCCAACUCCUGCUUCUUACCGGCCUAAUGGGAUGAGUGUAUUGUUGGAUUCGCAACCGUUUUUUGCUACGAUACGAGUCUUUAGUGGUUACGUGUUCUAGAUCGCCUGCAUGUGUUAAUUGAAGCUUGCUGCUAAUCAGAACUGUGCACAAAAGUUCGCAGGAGGUGAAAUAAGAAUUGUCGACGAAUGUCGUCGUCUUUUCUACGCCGUUUUGAAAUCCAAAUCAGUCGUGUAACUGAUGUUUGAUCCGUGUGUAUGGUGGUAGCAAAACGCAUUAAAAAGUUCUGUUUGAAAUGGCGUUCGCCAGGACGUUUCAGCUGUUGCUCGUACUAGUGGCUUCAACGGUGCUUCCAAGUAUUGCUUCCUGUCCGGGAAUAGCGACCAAUGAAGUUCACAUAGACUGCGACGAGGAAUCCAAACUAGCCGGGGGAAUUGCGCGGAUGAAAAGUACUACCCCGAUAACGGAGUACUACAAGGAGCAUGAGGUCAGCGAGAAAGAAGCCCGGCAGGCCCUGGAACAAUUGGAUUUGGAUGAGGUAGCCAAAGCGCCGCCGGCAUGGUGCGACGAAUGUGGAAUAGAUAAGAUUCACUUUUGCCGUUCCCCAGCCUUCAUCAAUGAUCACUGCUGCUGCGAACAUCGCCAUUCGAGGGAAAAACUCCCCUGGCUGCCGCACACCUGCUAUCUAGGCAAGGAGCGUUGCCAGCCCCAUUCCAGUUCCUGCAGCAAAUAUCGGGAGAUCCGGCAGUGCUGCUGUGAUCGGAUACUUAUCGCUGAAUAUAAGUCGAAAUUCAACGCAGCCAAUCGGAUCACUUUUCGAUUUCCAUCGAGCAGCUGGAUCAUAUCGGGCCUGGUGACGAUUAUGGCAGUUCGGUACAGGCCAGCCCGGUAGAUGAGUGACAGUGCAGAAGCAGCAGCGGGAAAAAUCAUACUUAUAAAAUACAAAAAAGUAGCAUCAAAAUGAACUGCGAACGAAGAAGGUUGCCCAAUUUAGUUCCAAGUUUUAUUUCGGGAAAAGCGUACUACGCCAAGCGAUUUGUUUAAGGUUGUUCAGUUCUACGUUUAGGCCAUUAUAGUUUUAAGACGUUUACACACCUAUGUAUGUAGAUAACCAGUUCACGUACUUAGUCUGGAGGCAGAGAAACUGAAGCUGAAGAGCUGUGGUAUUUUUAUUUUUUGUAAUCAAUUAGUUUUUAUUUAUCGGUUGCCAAGCAAAUGAGCCACGUGCUGUGUGCUCUACUAGUUGGAAUGCCUUCUGGGCAUAUUCUGAAUUCCUUAUUUUAACUCGAUAGUGAGCAUCAUCCUCGUUUAUUAUUAUGAUUAACAAAAUGUUUGUUUUGUUAAACCAAAGCCAUACACAUAUGUAACUGUAUGUAAAUAUUCUGUAAGAGUCGACUGCUGAAGAAUAAAAUUAAGAAAUAGAA